Molecule: messenger RNA, 603 nt
Organism: Vairimorpha ceranae
Lineage: Eukaryota; Fungi; Microsporidia; Nosematidae
Product: transcription initiation factor tfiie beta subunit
Exons: 1
Coding region: 1-603 (200 amino acids)
Biological process (GO): transcription initiation at RNA polymerase II promoter
Cellular component (GO): transcription factor TFIIE complex
Source: RefSeq, a predicted model, not a curated record
AUGCAGAUCGAUCAGGACAAACAUAUAAACUCAUAUCUACACGAAAUUCUUACAUUUUUAAAAUCUUCAGCUAAUGCAAUUUCUUUUACCGAUUUAUAUUCUAAAUUAAAUAUUGAUAUUCACAGUAACACAAGGCUUCUUAAAGCACUAGAGAAUAAUGAUAAGAUACUUAUUAAAAAUAAUUUUAUACAAUAUUUGUAUACUUAUAAUAUACAAAGUAAAGAAGAUUUAAUUAAUAUUUUUAGUAAAAGAAAAGAGGGAAUAGAACUUUCUAAGUUAAGAGAUAAUCCCAUUGACAUUUCAGAUUUUUUAGAUGAUUUUUUAAUUUUAAAAGAUAAUGAUGGUAUUGAAGUUGUAUUCUACGAUGAUAUGCGCAUUGACAAGGCAGAUGAUGAUAUUGUCGCCUUAUGGAAAUCUGUGCGUGUUCCAGGAUUUCAAGACCUUAUUAGUGAAAUGAGUGUAGCCGGGAUUAAAACCAAUAUAAGCGAAACAGUGAAACGAAAAGCUAUUAUUAAAAAAACAAAAAGUAAAAGGUAUCGCCGAAAUAUAAAAAUAACAAAUACACAUGUAAAAGGACUAGAUCUAAAUAAAUUAGAUGAAUAA